GGGCAGCCUUACUGCAGGGAGGCAGGGAGGGGACUCUGGGCCCGGGCGAGAUGAGGGGACUGGCCCUUGGCCUUGUUGGGGCUGCGAAGAGCCGGACACAUCUUCGAGCCCGGGCGGGGCGCGGUCGGCGUGUAAACGCUCCCGGGCGAGGAAGCUGCGGGCGCGGAGCGUGGACCUGCCUCGGAGCAGCUGUAAAGGCGCCUUUUGUCUGCUAGUCCCUUCACAAGUUACGGAUCGUGCUCCACACUAAGAAAAAUGAGAAUUGGUACAGAUUAUGAAACAUCAAGUGGUUAAAAAAAUGAGGGAACCAUACCAUGAUGCAGAUUUGAAGGAAUGAUGUGUGUGCAGAUUUUCCACCAGUUAGCUUGGUCAUAGCUGUUGUGGGUGUUUGCAUUUUUAGUUGCUUAGAAUUCUGACUCAGGUUUCACCCUUAGCUCAGAACUUGAAUACUAGAUCAUUGGAAACCCUGGACUUUUGUUCAGUAGAGGAGGAACGGACACUUGGUUCACUUGGACUAGUAGAUUUGCCAGAGAGUAUAUGAAAGGUUAUACUAAGUGCUUUCAUUUUUCUGCACUUCAUUUUGUCAUCUCUGUUGGCUGUAAAUAUUCCUGCCUGUCACAACAGUGGUGAGAAUAGGGGGAAACAUCUGAAUUUCUAAAUUAAGAAUAAAAUUUGUGGGGAAGAAAAAGAGUUUUGUGAUAUGAAAAUAUCAAUUAAAAAUCAGUUUGUUUUUUAAAAUGUAUCUGUUAACUUAGUUUUUGACUGAAUCAGCUGUGUGGAAGGGCAGGAAACUUAAAUGUGAAAUAAGGACUCUGCUUGUAUUUCCUCUGGGAAAAUAAAGGAGUCAUGAAAUACAGAACUACAGUAGCAAUGAAAAAACAAGAUGGAAAGAGGGCUAAAAUGAAAGAAUUGAAUGGCUUUGCCUGUAUCCCCUUAUUUGUCCAGUUGUUUUUAUUUACCUGUCAUAUUUAUACAUGAUACUGUAAUUUUAAAAUUGUAAUUGCCUUUUGUUGCCAGUUCUCAACAUUUUUUUGUCUUGAGAUUCAUCCUUGGACUACUGCUGUCCACCUUUUGCAUGAGACUCUUAAAUAUGUUAUUACUCCAAUCUUAGCUCCAGAAGUCAUUAAAAAAAAAAUCAAAAUUCAUUCUCCCUGAAGAGGUACCACAAAAAGUAAAAUAAAUACCAGAAAAUAACAAAUUUGCACGGUCUUGAGAAUAAUCCAUAAACUGUGUCUUGGAUAGGCAUGGUAAUGUUCUAUGGUGUGUGAGAGAGACAAAAAAAAAAAAAAAGUGUGGGUUAGUUAGGGAGACUAAUUUGUCAACCAGAGAAAAACAGCAUUGUUCAUUUUACAGCAGAAUGAAAGGGUUUAUAUAUUUUUCAAUGUCAUGUCUUGCAAAUGAUGAUGGACUCCUUUCUUGUGCUUUCAGCUACAAAAGACCCCACAGCUGUAGAGAGAGCAAACUUGUUAAACAUGGCUAAGUUGAGUAUCAAAGGACUCAUUGAAUCUGCUCUGAGCUUUGGCCGCACUUUGGAUUCUGACUAUCCCCCCUUGCAGCAGUUCUUUGUUGUUAUGGAACAUUGUCUGAAACAUGGUCUUAAAGUAAGAAAAUCAUUUUUGAGUUAUAACAAAACUAUCUGGGGUCCCUUGGAACUGGUGGAAAAGCUGUACCCAGAAGCAGAGGAAAUAGGAGCCAGUGUCCGGGAUUUACCUGGUCUCAAGACCCCCCUGGGUCGUGCAAGAGCAUGGCUUCGAUUAGCCCUCAUGCAAAAAAAAAUGGCUGAUUACCUGCGUUGCUUAAUUAUUCAAAGGGAUCUCCUAAGUGAAUUUUAUGAGUAUCAUGCACUAAUGAUGGAAGAAGAAGGAGCAGUGAUUGUUGGGCUGCUGGUUGGCCUGAAUGUGAUAGAUGCUAAUCUCUGUGUAAAGGGAGAAGAUUUAGACUCACAAGUUGGAGUGAUUGAUUUUUCCAUGUAUUUAAAGAAUGAAGAAGAUAUUGGAAAUAAAGAAAGGAAUGUUCAAAUUGCUGCCAUAUUAGACCAGAAGAAUUAUGUUGAAGAAUUAAACAGACAACUGAACAGCACAGUCAGCAGUCUCCAUUCAAGAGUUGACUCAUUAGAAAAGUCAAAUACUAAGCUGAUUGAAGAGUUAGCAAUAGCAAAGAAUAAUAUCAUUAAACUCCAAGAAGAAAAUCAUCAAUUACGAAGUGAAAAUAAAUUGAUUUUAAUGAAAACACAGCAGAACCUAGAGGUUACCAAAGUAGAUGUGGAAACUGAGCUUCAAACAUAUAAGCAUUCUCGGCAGGGGCUUGAUGAAAUGUACAACGAGGCCAGAAGGCAGCUUCGAGAUGAAUCUCAGUUAAGACAGGAUGUGGAGAAUGAGCUAGCAGUACAAGUUAGUAUGAAACAUGAGAUUGAACUUGCCAUGAAGUUGUUGGAGAAAGAUAUCCAUGAGAAACAAGAUACUCUGAUAGGCCUUCGGCAACAACUAGAGGAAGUUAAAUCAAUUAACAUAGAGAUGUAUCAAAAGUUGCAGAGUUCUGAAGAUGGCUUGAAAGAAAAAAAUGAAAUAAUUGCCCGACUAGAAGAAAAAACCAAUAAAAUUACUGUAGCUAUGAGGCAGCUGGAACAAAGAUUGCAGCAAGCAGAGAAGGCGCAAAUGGAAGCUGAAGAUGAAGACAAGAAAUAUCUACAAGAGUGUCAGAGUAAAUCCGACAGUCUGCAGAAACAAAUCUCCCAAAAGGAGAAACAGCUGGUGCAACUGGAAACUGAUUUGAAGAUUGAGAAGGAAUGGAGGCAGACUUUGCAGGAAGAUCUUCAAAAGGAGAAAGAUGCCUUAUCUCAUCUUAGAAAUGAGACCCAGCAAAUCAUUAGUCUUAAAAAAGAGUUCCUUAACAUCCAGGAUGAAAAUCAGCAGUUGAAAAAAGUACAUCACGAACAGGAGCAAGCUCUUCAAGAACUUGGCAGCAAACUUAGCGAAUCAAAACUUAAAAUAGAAGAUAUAAAAGAAGCCAACAAAGCACUGCAGGGACUGGUUUGGUUGAAAGACAAAGAAGCAACACAUUGUAAACUUUGUGAAAAGGAAUUCUCACUCUCCAAGAGAAAGCACCACUGUAGAAACUGUGGGGAAAUUUUCUGUAAUGCUUGCUCUGACAAUGAACUGCCGUUGCCUUCUUCACCAAAGCCAGUACGGGUUUGUGAUUCCUGUCACGCAUUGCUGAUCCAGAGAUGCUCAUCUAACUUGCCAUAAAACUCCAGAACUAAGUCCUUACGUCUGAAAGUACCUACAAUGGAUGGUUAAUGUAUGAACCUGCAUAUGCUGUGUUUAGACAGUCCUUCUUAAGCAGCUUUCAGAUGGUAUUAGUUAAUCAGUUUUAUCUUCCACACAUUCAUGGGAAUUAGAAGCUAUAGAAUAGCUCAUUGUUAUUCAAGAACUUUCAACAGGGCAUGCUUUAACUUUAGCUUAAUUCCUCAUUAACUUUUAACGCCAUUUAAAUCAUGCAACUUUUAACGCCAUUUAAAAGGCCAGAUAACAAAGCUCACACACACACACACACACACACACACACACACACACACACUUGCCUUAUUUUGUAAAGGCCUUCUGUAGGGGUGCAUAUUAAUUCUCCAGAUUGUCAAGUUGGCAUUUGAUGAUGCCUGUAGUUUUAAUGCACUUUAAAGCUUCACAGUUUUCAGAGAAAGAUCAGAAAUACAUUGGACUUUUUGCAAGUAUUAAUAUUCCAACUCCAGACUUUUCCUUAGCUUGCAAAGAUUUCAACCUUAACUUUGUCCUUUCUGCCCUACUUCAUUUGCCCGUCUUGCAUUAGAAAAGGCCAGUACUUUAUCCUAUAGAAUUUCCUUUUGGUCAUCCUCUAAUCAUUAAUGUAUUUAUUAGUAUUUCUCAGAUACAGCGGUUUAAAGAGGUAUUAUUUUACCUCAGUUUUUUCCUUUGAAAGGAAAUUGAAACUUAUCCUCCUUUACCUUUUUUACCAAAAAAAGAAAAAAGUUCUUACAGAUCUUUCCAUAUGCUAUACCUGCUAACACUGCUAGUUUUUUCAGGGAGGGCUCAUACCUCUUUCAAAAGAAAAAUCUGUCCCCAGAAAAAAGGUUUAUUAAUAGUAAGGGAUUACAGGCUCCUGAUUGGUUCUCCUCUGAGCAUUAAAGGAGAAAUCUAAAAUAGCUAAACUUUGCCUUUGAUAGGACUUGGGUAAUUAACUUUAUUAGAUUUCCAUUCUAGUGACUUUUAGGAAGCAUUACAUCAUAGUGAUCCACUACUGCAGUUAUAAACACAGUGAACUCUUCACCAUAUAAUGAGAACCUCUAAGGCAGGAUUCUUUCUGGAACAGAUGAUCUGGUCUCAGCCCUGCCAUGAACUAUGUCAAGCAUGAAAGAUUCAGUGAACACUAAUCCCAUUGUACUGCUUGUAGCAUACCAAGAAUAUGUAAAGUUACCCUUGUAUGAGUAAUCUUUGAAUAGCAUCACCACUUGGGAGACCCCUCUUAGGUAUUUUUAGCCAUGCACUUUAAGUCUAUGAAUCUUUCAGUCAGAUAGGAAUUUAUUAAUCCCAGGAAUAUUAUAGAGAAUUAAUCAUGACCACUUCCCUCCUACCUAAAAUGGUUACUUACUCUGCAGGAUCAUUUCCUCAGAAUAUACGUAUUUUCACUUGGGUUUAAAAAAUGAAUUUUCUAAAUUGCCAAAGUAUGAAACCAGUAUUUUACUUGCAUUAUUUUCUCCAUAUCCAGUUAGCUUUUGAGGUCUUCAGUUAGAACUGCUGUACAGAUUUUUAGGUGGUCUUUCUUGAAUGUCGACAGAAAUAUUGUCAAGAGAUGAAUUAUAUUCUUGAACUGUUUUGUAUUGAUGGGAUGAAUUAACAUUUUUAUGAUUACUAAAAAUGAGAAUAAGAAAAUAUGAAAUUUCAAAUACUAGGUGUUUAUUACUGUGCUUACUAGAACAAAUUUUUGAAUGUGAUUUUGCUUAAAUUCCAAGGCUGGCUUCAUUCAACAGACCAUGAUUUUCAGUCCCCUUUAAAUUCAUUAUUCAAAACUCCCAUUAUCCCCAUUGAUUUGGGCUUUUUGUAUGCAAGCUUUUCGGACAAUACAACUUCAUUUAGUUUGGGCUCUUAUUUAAAAACUAUUACUAAAUUUUGGAUUUUGUUAUAAAACUUAAUUUGUACUGCAAAACUUAAUUUGUAUUGUGAAUCUACACUUUCUAUUUGUCAAGAUUUGCCCUCAUAGAAACUAUUUAUGAAUCUCACAAACCAUUCCGUCUAGCCAGUACUACAGUAAUGCUAUGGUGGUGCCAAGGAAUUGUAAUUCUUUGUGAUGUUUUAAAACAAAAUGUGAAUUUUAUAAACCAAAUAAAAAAUAUGAAAAAUUGCCCUUUGAAAGGCUAACUUGCA
Messenger RNA from Herpailurus yagouaroundi (jaguarundi), 5393 nucleotides. RefSeq names its product RUN and FYVE domain containing 2 (gene RUFY2). Gene Ontology annotation, molecular function: metal ion binding. Lineage: Eukaryota; Metazoa; Chordata; Mammalia; Carnivora; Felidae. The coding region runs from base 1398 to 3245 and encodes 615 amino acids. The transcript is spliced from 17 exons. Gene Ontology annotation, cellular component: cytoplasm. The record is from RefSeq and is a predicted model, not a curated record.